Messenger RNA from Panonychus citri (citrus red mite), 3473 nucleotides. It is a transcript of the gene Atg17, whose product is annotated as RB1-inducible coiled-coil protein 1-like. Lineage: Eukaryota; Metazoa; Arthropoda; Arachnida; Trombidiformes; Tetranychidae. The transcript is spliced from 6 exons. Gene Ontology annotation, molecular function: molecular adaptor activity; protein kinase binding. Gene Ontology annotation, biological process: autophagy of peroxisome; reticulophagy; piecemeal microautophagy of the nucleus. Gene Ontology annotation, cellular component: Atg1/ULK1 kinase complex; extrinsic component of membrane; phagophore assembly site membrane. The record is from RefSeq and is a predicted model, not a curated record. The coding region runs from base 112 to 2700 and encodes 862 amino acids.
AUCGAAAAUUGAAAACAAAAACAAAUUGAGAAAAUUUUGUUCUUUGUUCCCAAUUUUAUUUCUUUCCUUGUUAAUUAUAGUAAUUAAUUAUUAGUUAAUUACGAUUUAAAAAUGUUCUUAUUUGUAUUUCAAGUGGACAAUGGGAUGACUUUUACUUUGGAUCUUAAUCUUUCCACUGAAACGAUUCAGGUAUUAAAACAAAAUAUUUACGUUCGAACUGGUAUUCCAAUUGAUAAACAAGCUUUACUUCUUAGUGGAGGUGAAACACUUUUCGAUGAUGCUAAGGUUUCAUCAUAUCGCUCUGCUGGUACAGAGACUAAUCCUAUCUUCCUGUUCAAUAAAGAAGUUGUUGAUCAGGAUAAUCCCCCAUUCCCUGUUAUUGAUAAUGUUAUUGACGCUGAUAUGAAGACCAGAAUUCAAUCUUGCUUUAACAUGGAACCUUCAUUUAAUACGGUUAUGACUCGAUCAGAAUUAGCUCAGCAAUUGUAUGCAGUUGCUCAAUCUAAUAUUGAAUGUUGUCAAAAAUUGAUUCAAGAUCAACAUUUUCAACACCAAGGCUGGAAUGCUGUUCUAGCCAAUAUCGAAGAUCUGUCCAAAGUUGUAGCUAAUAAACUGGAAGCUUUAAAAAUACAAUAUGAAAAGUUCAAAUCUCGUGGACCAAUUUACAAUCAAUCUAUCGAUCGAUUACAAACUGAUUUAGAGGUUUUGCACAAAAUGCCAUUAUUACCCUCGUUAGUUGAACCUUCUCUGAAAAAUAGAGAAAACAAAGAAGAUUUAUCUUUGGCUGAUUGGAUUGGCUUCCGAUGGAAUAGCCUGAGAGAUGUUGGUGCUAUGGUUAACAGUGUUCUCGAAUUUCAACAUAAAUCUCAUGAAGAGUUCAUGGCCAGUAUUGAGCGAGAUAAAAAAACUGUUCUGGAAACAAUUAACUCUAAGGAAAUCAAAGAGAUCAACGGACUACAGAAUCGAUUACAAAUGCUUAAUAGUUCCUGUACAAGGGCAGCUAAAUUGGCCAGUGAAUUGAAUGAAUUUGCUCAGGCUUUUCAUUCUAAUCAAAUAAGAGUAACCAACAUGCGAGAUAAUUCAAUUCUUCCAGACUUAUGUGCAACUCAUGAGCAACAACUUCGAGUAGUUGGUGAUAAAUAUAGUGAACUCAGUGAUAUUCGGGAUCGAUGUGCUGCUGCUAAACGAGAGUUUUGUGGUGUUAUUCAUCGAAGGCUUCAAUGGGCCUCUCAUAUUUCUAAACUUAUCAGUAGUUUAUCUCACAAACAAACAUUAUGGAUCAGCUCUUUCCAUCGAAUGGAAAAGUUUAUCAAUGUUUUUGAUCAGAUUAAUCGGGCUCCAACGAUUUACUUAUCUUUUAUCGGGGAAAUUUAUCGCCGUCGACAUACCUCACAAAAAUUUUUAACUUGGGCCUGUGCUGUUGCCAAUCAAUCUCGAGAUUUUUAUGACAAAGAAAUUGAGCUUAGAAGAGACUUUGAAGGAAAAACAUCUCAACAUUUUCUCAAAGCUCUGUUUUGGGGUAUGGGUGAUGAGCCACCACAGUUUGCUAACCAAGCACCCGAGCCAUUUGACGAUAAGCUACCUGAGAUAACCGAAUGUGAUAUUAUUAAACUCAUCAAUCUAUUUCCUCAGUAUCGAUCACUGUUGGAAACACCUGAAGAUGUGCCUUUUCAAACCGAUAGACUUAACUUUUCACCUAAACGACGGAUAGUCACCAUUGAAGAUGAACCAAAGGAAGAAUCAUGUCAAGAUCAACUAGAAGAGCCUAUCGAUGAACCAAUAGACGAGCCAACAGAGGCAAAUAAAGAUGAAAACGUCGAGGCCCCAAUAGAUGAACCAAUCGAAGCUCCAAUAAGCGAGCCCAUCGAAGCUCCAGUAGACGAACCAAUAGAUACUCCUAUUGAUGAAACAAUAGAGACUCCAAUAGAUGAACCAGUUAAAGAAUCAUGUCAAAUACCAUCUCAAGAACAACAACCUCACUCACCUCGAGAAAUGUAUCAAACACCAAACCAAACUCCACCUCAAACACCGGUGCAAGAACCAUCUCAAGAACCCAUUCAAGCACCUAAAGAAGAACCUUGUCAAGAAGCAACAGAAGAAACAAAUCCACUACCUCCGCCGAUAACCUCAACUCCAGACCAAGAAAAGAUUUCAUACUUUUCAUGCGAUAUCGGCGAUUUGGUCCUACUGACUUUUAAUCCUGUUCAUAAUUGUUACAUUGCUUUCGUCAAUUCAAAUUUUCCACAUUUUCUUCACCAAGAUUGCCUUGAACCAUUAGGUUUCCUUACAGGCAAUGGAAAAGAGGUUCCUGCUUAUGGAUUUGGUAUCAUAACCGAGAAAGCAUUUUGUCAAGCUUCCAAGCCUUCAAAUCGAUAUAAUGUUCCCAUAAACACUCGAUUCUAUCGAUUCAAAGCUAAACCAUGGCCUAAGAUUGCUACCGUUCGACGACCUCCAAUCCCAAUGAUUCCUGUUGUAUUCCAACGGGAAAAAGCUUCAGCAAUGACAUUGUCAAUGGAUCCAAAUUCUCGAUCAGUUCUACCCUGCGAACUGCACUUCUCAAGCCACGCAGAAAUGCAACAAAGUCAACUCUCACCAAGUUGCAUCACCAUAAGUUCAACUCAGCCCAAUACCCCUGUCACCGCUAUUUCCUCUGAAGAAAUGAUGAAAUCAGUCAAAGAUGAACCAAAGGAGGGCAAUUAAUCAAUCAUAUCUAAAGGGUAUCACAAUUUAUCUAACAAAACUAUUUAGAUAGAUUAGAAAACAAAAGUUUAAUUGAUGUUUUCAGUUUAUUUCUUUCUUUCUUAGAUUAUCCCUAAAUGUUUUCACUAAUCUUUCCAAGUGAAAUGCUGAUGAUUAUCCUUUGCACUAGUAUUGAAAGUGUUAAAUGUUUUAAACUUUUCCCUCUCCCCUUUUUCUCUCUCUCUCUCUGCAAUGAGAUUAAGUAACACAAACAAAUCAACAGAAUCAAAAUCAACAUAUAAAUAUAUAUUUUGUAAUAAUUUAUCACUUAUCUUUUGUUCAUGGUGUUGACUCUUUACACAAGCCUUUUUUAGUUAGUAUUAGUUGAUUAGACUAAGUGAUCAGCUGUAAUUAAUAUCUCAAGACAAAAGUUCAUCGCUUUGAACCAUGAAAUGAACCCGAUUCAUAUUCAAAAAUUGUACAAAAAUCCACAAAACUAGCACCAUGAACAAAAUCAAGUGAUUUAUCAUUCAUCAUCUCCUCUCUCUCCUCUCUCUCCCUCUUACUUACCUCUGUAAUCAUUAUCUUCCUCUGAUAAUCUCACAAUUCCCAUUCAAUACUAAACAAUUAGUUAACGCAAUCAUUUAGAUUACCCUUCAUUUCAAAAUCUAAACUUAAACAAAAUUGUUCAUUUCAAUAUGUAUCAUUAAUUGUGAAAACAAAACCAUUUUUUUGUAUUAUGAUUAAAUUCAAAUGAUUGAUAUUAAAUGAAAUCAUUUGCUGAUUAACAAGAA